Molecule: messenger RNA, 486 nt
Organism: Schistosoma guineensis
Lineage: Eukaryota; Metazoa; Platyhelminthes; Trematoda; Strigeidida; Schistosomatidae
Source: the annotation of a GenBank genome assembly
AUGCCACAGGUCGGUAAGACCGUAAGAGGUGGCUUCUUCAACCUCACGAUGUCUUUGAAUGUCGUUAACCAGAUCAUAUCACAAUUGACAAGCCAUGGAACAUUUAACCAGGUUUUCAGAGGAAUCCAAGCUGUUUCAGUAACAGAUAAUUGCCUGACGUGUAGGUUCAAAGUUACGACUUCUGAAGCCAAUUCACUAAACACUUUACAUGGUGGAUACAUCCUUGGGGCUAUCGACUUUAUAACUUCUGUCGAUCUGGUGAGAUUAGGGUGUAUGAAGCACGUCAGCGUUAAUCUUGAAGCAUCAUUUAUAAACCCGGGAAAACUGGACUCAUGGAUUAGGUCAGAUUCAUAUGUACUAAAGAAAGGGAAGCGUAUGGCCUUCUGUGAAAUCAAAUUCAUGAACGAACAGUCAGGAGAACUAGUUGCACGUGGAACUCACACGAAAUACAUAAUAGACGAGAUAAACUUAUCUCCUAAGAAGUAG